Messenger RNA from Saprolegnia diclina VS20, 1010 nucleotides. RefSeq lists its product as hypothetical. The transcript is spliced from 2 exons. The record is from RefSeq and is a predicted model, not a curated record. Bases 1 to 951 code for a protein of 316 amino acids. NCBI's taxonomy places the organism in Eukaryota, Oomycota, Saprolegniomycetes, Saprolegniales, Saprolegniaceae.
AUGGCCGACACACCGACGGCCGACACACCUUACAUUGAGGGCAAGAACGUCGUCAUCGAGAUGGACGCGACCAAGGCCGAGCUCCCGCGCAUCUCGCGCAAGUUCAAACUCACGUUCGCGGCGAUCGUGUUCAUCUUGCUCAACGGGCUCGCCUUGUACCUCUUGCACUUCCUGGACCGCGGGUCGAAGUCCCAGUCGACGAGCAUUCUUCUCUCGAGCGCGUCGUUUGGCAGCAAUGGCGCCAACCAAAAGCCCGUGAGUUUCGCGCCCAACGGAACGCUCCGCGUCGGCGCCGGCACAACUGCGUAUCUCGAUGCGGCCGCGCUUCCGAGCGACACGAUGCAGUACAUCAACACGGUGCGCAUGGGGACGACCCAGUCGACGUACGCGACCAACAUCUUGACAUACUAUUUGCCGUCCAAGCUCCAAUCGGUCGUGACGACCGUGACGGCGAACGCGGACAAGACGCUCAGCAUGGCGGAGGCGCCGAGCGACAAUGUCCUCUCGGGCAAGACCAUCCGCGGUCCAUUGACGCCGCUCAUGCGCAUGUCCCCGGCUGACUUUACGCUGGCCGGCGCGGCGGCCGUGACGACACCGACGGCCGUGACGCUCGACCUGGUCCCAACGUCCACCGAGAGCUUCGUCGUUGGCUACACGGGCAUGCUGGGGCCUGUAAACCCGAAGCGUCUCUCGCUGGUCGAGACGUAUGGCAACGUGGCUGGCAUCGGCAGCGGCUCCAAUGGUGUGACGGUCACCGGGUCCGUCUCCGUCUCGGGCUCGCUCACGACUGGCCAAGCGUACUAUGCGACGACGCGCGGUGACAUUGUGACCGUGACGCAAACGGACGCCGACUACUUUUACACGGCGGGUGACGCCACAAUUGUCACCAAGAGCUCCAAGAUCGGCGUGGCCGUCUCGGGCAGCGACUUGUACGUGGCGCCGAUGAACUAAGCUCCAACAACUGCAUAUCGCAUUUUUCUAACUCUCAUAAUGCACAUUUCCAAUUUCUU